Molecule: messenger RNA, 1439 nt
Organism: Styela clava
Lineage: Eukaryota; Metazoa; Chordata; Ascidiacea; Stolidobranchia; Styelidae
Product: NADH dehydrogenase [ubiquinone] 1 alpha subcomplex subunit 10, mitochondrial-like
Biological process (GO): mitochondrial electron transport, NADH to ubiquinone
Cellular component (GO): respiratory chain complex I; cytoplasm
Source: RefSeq, a predicted model, not a curated record
UAAGUUUUAAUUUCUGAAAUGUAAAAGUGAAGUUCAGGCUAAACAUACGUUAGCCACCAACGAGAAGGAUGAUUGCUAGUGUGGUAUGUCGUCAGGCUGGUCUCGCUGCUGUUAAAAACAGCGUUCCGGGUGUAACAAAAUGUUUUUCUGUUGCCGGUUUUCAUACCACGACUCCGGAAAGGUCUACAUUGGGUGAAUUUAUUCAAACGGUGAGGUUCAAGUAUUUCAAUAAUAUUCGUCAUAACUUGGACAAUGACAAAUGGGCGAAAAUAUUCGUUGUCGAAGGAAAUAUAAAAUCAGGAAAAGGGGCGUUCGCAAAAGAAUUCGCAGAAAAGUUAGAUCUGCGUUAUUUUCCGUCUGUCGAACCAGAAUACCAAGUAACACACAACUGUCAUCCCGAACAUCUCGAAAGGACUCUGAAUUUGUUUCACACGAUAACUCGACUUUCUUUGGAAGAUUUCUACAAAAACCCACAAGAUUGGCCCCAUAUUGGACGUUACCAGUUGGAAAUGACUUCAGCUCGAUUCAUGCAAUACGCUCAUGCUGUGUGUCAUCUUCUGUGGACAGGCCAAGGAUGUGUUUUGGAACGGGGUUACUUUGGACUCGAAGUAUUUGAACAUGCGAUCAGAAAGUUGAACUUGGUGCCAGAGAAAGUAUUGGAACAUUAUCAUCUGAUGCGGGCUCGCAUGACUCCUGAACUCCUGACACCACAAUGUGUGAUAUAUCUUGAUGUGGAACCAGAACAAUGUCAUGAAAAUCUUCAGAGAAGCGGAAUAGAGUGGGAAAAGCAUAUUCCGCUAGAGUUUUUACAAGCUAUGGAUGAGGGGUACAAUAUGAAGUAUCUACCAAGUGCUCCAACAGCUGGAACCAAAGUCCUGAGAUUUGAUUGGACGAAACCAGAAGCUGUUGAUGACAUUAUUCUUGACUUGGAUGAUAUGCCAACAUUACAGGAAAAGGAAAGCAAAUGGGACAGCCAUCGAGCCAUCUUGAUGAGGUAUAACGACUACCUGGCGGAUCCUCAGAACAUCAAUAAGCUUAUAAAUCACCAAAUCACGCCGGUUGAAGAGUUAUGGUAUCCAAAAUGGGUCCAUUGGGCAACAGAUAACUUCAAUUACUCAAGAACGAAGACAAAUGAUAAGUUCUAUUGGCUUGCAGAGGAACCAGCGCGCAAGUAUUCAUACAAGAAACGAUAUGGAUGGCUUUUCCAUGGACUGAAUCCACCCUGGCGCUAAUCUACAUUAAGACCCCCCUUUAAAAAUUCCCAUGUUUUUCGGUGUUAUCCCCCCCCCAUAUUUCAAGAAUAUUGGACCCCCCUUUAAAAAUUUGCAUAUUGUUUUUUGUUCAACCCCCGCCCCCCUACUAUAAGAGUAUUUGGACCCCACUUCAGAAAUUUUUGUGUUUAUUGAUGUUAUACCCCCAAAAUUUGAAAAACAUUAAAA